Messenger RNA from Clonostachys rhizophaga, 1671 nucleotides. The record is from the annotation of a GenBank genome assembly. NCBI's taxonomy places the organism in Eukaryota, Fungi, Ascomycota, Sordariomycetes, Hypocreales, Bionectriaceae.
AUGGCCAAAUUCCGUAUCCUCUACGCAGCUCUGUCUGCUCUCCUUCUGGGCUCCCAGUCGUGUCUGGCGGCCAACGCACCGCAAGGCUGCAAAAAGCUGCAUACUGACGAUGACUGGCCCUCGCUCGAAGAGUGGCAGAGUGCGAUCCUCGGAGUGGUCGAGGAGGAUAACAGUGACAGCCAUGGAAGUCUGCCUGACUGCCGCAUCCGUGCAAAGAGCUAUGCCGAUGUUCAAUCUGCCGUCAAGUUUUCUGCAGAGCACAAUAUCCGGCUGACGGUACUCACGACCGGCCAUGACGAGGUCGGGCGCAAUACCGCAGGAUCAGGUCUGAUCAUCGACAUUUCACUCUUGAAGAGUGCGAGAGUAUCGACGUCUUACAGUGCCACGACGGACGGUGUGCCCAGCCUCGAAGCCGACGAGGAACCGCAAGUUAUUGAGCCAUUGCCUGGCGCUCAAGCUGUUGUCACAUUUAAUCCGGCUUUCAAUGGACUAGAGCUGAACAAAGCCCUUGCGCAGUCCGGCUUGUUUUACGUGGGAGGUACUUGGGCUGGCGUAUCAGCAGCAGGAGGUUUCGGCCAGGCCGGCGGAUAUGGACCUCUCACUGCUCAGUACGGCCUGGGCGUUGAUCAGUGGCUCGAGGCUAAGAUCGUGACUCCGGAUGGUGAGCUCCUAAUCGCAAAUGAAGUCUCUAAUCCCGAUCUCUUUUGGGCUAUUAGAAGCGGGGGCGGAGGCACUUUCGGCAUUGUGGUUGAAGCCACAUUCAAAACAUAUCCAACGAUACCUAUACUCUCCUUUCAUUGGUAUAUUAACUCGACUUUAACUGUCAACGCGACAAACUCGGAUGGCCGCACACCAACCAGUGAAGCCAUGGAAUAUCUAGUCUCAGAGUUGCCAGACCUCCACAGCAGAGGGAUCUCGGCCUAUUUCUUUGUCUUCCCCAACAACAUCAGGUGCCACGCCAUACAUCCGGAUCACUUGGCCAAUGCUACCGACGCGAACGAGAUCUGGGGCCCCAUACUUACCAAAAUGCAAUCUUUCGAGGGCAUGACUCCGUUCCAGAGCAAGCAUUACCACUACUCCAACUUCAAGGACUUCUAUGAGACUACCUAUGGACCAUCGAACGAUCCCCCUAUCCCCACGAGCCGCGGCAAUGUUCCUACCCUCAGUGGAACAGGGGGGUCGUACGGUGUAUUGAUGGCUGGGCCAGGGAUGGCCGUUGGUGAUGGAAAGGAUACAUCUGCGAACCCCGGCUGGAGGAAGGCCACCAUCCUAAUCAAUGCUUUCAAAAGCAACACCACAAACGCCGACGGGCUACGAGAAUUGGCGCCUGAAAUGGGGACGUACAUCAAUGAGGCUAGCAUUUACGAACCAGACUGGAGCAAGUCUUUCUGGGGUGAUAAUUACCCGCGCUUAUCUACUAUCAAAGAGGAGAUUGACCCAGACAUGGUGUUCUGGGUAAGCCCGGGCAUCAACGCCAACUACGUGGAGGUAGUCGAUGGCAGAGUCUGUCGCGUCCAACCUACUCCGCAGGAGCCAUCUAAAUACGCGCCAAGCAUGGAUAGAGUUGUCGAGGCCGAUCUGGAGAAUGAUACUGAGUUUCUGUUUGGAAACCAGGAAUUGACUGGCAUUCAGUUUCCGGCACCUGGGGAGCUUGUUGGGCUACAGCCAUAG